AUACACUCAACCAGCCAACAAUCAAUCCUUCCCUUUUAUCCAUUCAUCGACAAUGAGCAAAGUCAGUGCUGCUGCCGUCAGAGAAAUCGUUCAAGCCAUCCAAGCUGGUUCUCAAGAAAAGCCCAGAAAGUUUGUUGAAACCGUCGAAUUGCAAAUCGGUUUGAAGAACUACGAUCCUCAACGUGAUAAGCGUUUCUCUGGUACCAUCAAGCUCCCUCACGUCGCUCGUCCUCGUAUGACCGUCUGUGUUCUCGGUGAUGCUUUCCACUGUGACCAAGCCAAGGGUGCCGGUAUGGAAUUCCAAUCUGUCGAUGACUUGAAGAAGCUCAACAAGAACAAGAAGCUCAUCAAGAAGCUCGCCAAGAAGUACGAUGCUUUCCUUGCUUCUGAAGCUUUGAUCAAGCAAAUUCCUCGUCUUCUCGGUCCCGGUCUCCACAAGGUCGGUAAGUUCCCUACUCCCGUCUCUCACAACGACUCCUUGGUUGACAAGGCCAACGAAAUCCGUGCCACCAUCAAGUUCCAACUUAAGAAGGUUCUCUGUCUUGGUGUUGCUGUCGGUCACCUCGAUAUGACUGAAGACCAAUUGGUUGGUAACAUUAUGUUGUCCGUCAACUUCCUCGUCUCCUUGUUGAAGAAGCACUGGCAAAACGUCAAGUCCUUGUACUUGAAGUCCACCAUGGGUAAGCCUCACCGUUUGUUCUAAGCGGCUUUUCUAGCAACCACUUGUAUCAUUUAAAAUAAAAUAACUGCUUGUUCGACUAAUAUGUGUCCACUACAACGAUAUAUAUAGAGAGAGAAAAGAGGGUAGU
Messenger RNA from Rhizopus microsporus ATCC 52813, 809 nucleotides. Its product is annotated as large subunit ribosomal protein 1. NCBI's taxonomy places the organism in Eukaryota, Fungi, Mucoromycota, Mucoromycetes, Mucorales, Rhizopodaceae. Gene Ontology annotation, cellular component: large ribosomal subunit. The record is from RefSeq and is a predicted model, not a curated record. The transcript is spliced from 2 exons. The coding region runs from base 53 to 703 and encodes 216 amino acids. Gene Ontology annotation, biological process: translation. Gene Ontology annotation, molecular function: RNA binding; structural constituent of ribosome.